AUGGCGGUGCCCGGCGGCGGCGGCGGGGGCUCGGCCCUGACGGUGACCGUCACCUACGGUGAGAGCGCGGGCGGCGAGGCCGGGGCUUCGGGCCUAGCGGGCGGAGGGAGCCCGGAGGCGAGCGGGGAAGGGGCGGCCUCCCCGUCCGCCCCGGCCCUUGCGCCCCCGGCAGCCGCUCCCUCCCCGUGGAAGGAGAUGAGAGAGGCGGUGGAGGGGGGCGGCACACGCAGACGGGCCCCCCAGACGCCUUCGCGCCCCCAUCCACCCAUCCCCCCGUGCAGUUGUGCAUUCAUGCAUCCAUCCCCCCACCCGUGCAUUCAUUCAUACGUACAUCCAUCCAUGCAUUUGUACAUCUACGUGUGCUUUCCUCCAUACAUACAUGCAUAGCUUGACCCCAUUCCUGAAACCCAGGAGGUUCCAAGGCCAGAGUGCCUCAGAGCAUGUGUGAAUGUGCACAGUAUUAGGAACCUAUGAGAAGAAGAACUGGCUCUUGCCGAUUUCUGUGAUGUCACAAUCUGCUUUGGCAGCCAGAGGCGUCAUAGUUCCUCUGCUGUGAUGUCAGUGGGUGCCCGGACAGGGGGGCAACUGAUGACUCGGAGAGACUGAAUUUUACCUCUGCAAUGAGCUCAGCAGGGUGACCCUAAGCAAGCUGUUCUUGCCCUCUUCCCAAAAUCUGUUUUACGGGGGUGGGGAGAGGAUAUUGAACUGAAGUUAGAGGAUUAUUUGCAAGUGCCACUGAAAUUAUAUACAAAUGGCUCAAGUCAUUCUCUUGUAUUAUCAGCCACUAUAUAUACAUGUAUUUUACUAGGAGUAAGGUCAGUAAGAGAACCUCUGCAGCACAAUCUGAUAAAUGUGGGUAAUGCAAGCUGGCUGUUCAGUGAAUUCAGGGAUGAGAAGGACCUUCAAAGGCCUGGAAACGAUGCCUUAUGAGGAACGGCUAAGGGAGCUGGGCAUGUUUAGCCUGGAGAAGAGGAGGUUAAGGGGUGAUAUGAUAGCCAUGUUCAAAUAUAUAAAAGGAUGUCACAUAGAGGAGGGAGAAAGGUUGUUUUCUGCUGCUCCAGAGAAGCGGACACGGAGCAAUGGAUCCAAACUACAAGAAAGAAGAUUCCACCUAAACAUUAGGAAGCACUUCCUGACAGUAAGAGCUGUUCGACAGUGGAAUUUGCUGCCAAGGAGUGUGGUGGAGUCUCCUUCUUUGGAGGUCUUUAAGCAGAGGCUUGACAACCAUAUGUCAGGAGUGCUCUGAUGGUGUUUCCUGCUUGGCAGGGGGUUGGACUCGAUGGCCCUUGGGGUCUCUUCCAACUCUAUGAUUCUAUGAUUCUAUUCUAUGAUUCAUGGCUCUACUGGGGUCAGUAAUAAAGACUGGCCAGUGGAUAACAGUCUUGUAGCAGGGGGAAGAAGGCAAUUUGAGGGAUGCAGGCAAAGAAGAGACAGCCUUCUUUGUUGUUCUGGCUGCGGCUGAUGGGGUUGUAGUUCAAAGGCAUCAGGAUGGCAAAGGCUGAGCCCCUGGGAGUGUACGCUAGGGGCCAUAUUCAACUAAGUCAUCAUACUCAGAAUAGACCCACUGAAAUCAGUGGACACCAAUUUAUUUCAGUGGGCCUACUCUGAGUAUGAUUAUGGUUGAACCUUUCAUGUGUGAAGCUUUACCCCAUUGCUUUAUCUCCAUGUUAGGUAAACUUUAUUUGUUAAAUACUUGCUUGUAAGACUGUAGUUUGCAGCACAUAUGGACUGAGCUAAACCCAGUUUGUAAUCUGAAUAUAUUUUCAUUAUGGUAUUUUCAGGUAGCGAAAAACACAGUCUUCAGGUUGCUUCUCAAGAAGAAGACAGUCAGCCAACAGUACGUGAUAUGGCUCUCUUAAUUGAACAAGUAACUGGAGUUCCAAUUUCUUUUCAGAAACUGAUAUAUAAAGGUAAGUAACGUUUUUAUAUUUGCAGCACAAUCCUAUGCAUGGCGACUCAGAAUUAGGCUCCACUGAGUUCAAUGGGGCUUACUCUCGUGUGUAUAGGAUUACAUGCAAAAUAUCAGUUAGAACUGGUCUUAAAUAACCAUAUACAAUUGGGUGAGGAUUUAUUUUUGCUGAAUAGCUAUGCUAAUUUCAUCUCUUUUUAAAAAUUGAUUUAUCCAGAGAACAGAUCAUGAAUCAGUUAAAACUACAAAGUGAGUUUUAUUUAUCACAUGCUGAAGUACGUGCAUGUAUUGUGAGAGAGAACAAUUAAUCACCAAUAUUCUUUCUUUGGUUUUUCUUACUAAUAUAUUUGCCCAGGCACUGUGUAUUUGAGUCAAGCUUACACAACUUUUGGCUCAUCAACCUGAACACAGCAGCCUACUAGGCAUGUAUGAUAUUUGGCACACCUCCCCUUUUUUACAGUUUCAUGCAUUACACAGGAGAUAUGAGAGGUUUGUUGAGCCCAUGAUAAAGAGCUAUAAUGGAUGGUGGGCUCUGUUCACAUUAAUGGGUUACAGUGUGCUGGGCCAGUUUUAAUGUUUCAAAUUUAUUAUAGUGCAUGUAGUUUGAAAAGGAACAUGAAUGGUAUUACUGCUACACUAAUUUCCGGGAUUCUUGUAACCAUUUUAAGGUAUUAGGAACCUAUGAGAGAAGAAUAACUGGCUCUUGCCAAUUGUUGAAUUUUAUUUUAUUUUAUUUUAUUAAACUGAGUAUCAAAGUAACGCUAAAAACCUUUUCAGAUGGUUUCAUUUGUCUUCUGUUUUUGUUUUGUUUUGAAAAAGUUUUGUUUUGUGCUUUCCUUUUAAAGAGAACUAAGCUGGAUAUUUUAUCAAAUAAAUAGAGCCUCUUAAAAAUUAUGUUUAAUGUUUAGAAUGAGUACAGCCUGUUCCAGUAUAAGCAGCUGAUUCUCUGUGAUGUCACAAUAUACUUUGGCAGUCUGGGGUGUCAUAGCUCCUCUGCUGUGAUGUCAGUGGGUGCUUGGACAGCUGGGCAACUGGCUCAGAGAGACCGCAAAGACCUUCGAAUGUGAAUUUUGAAAUCUAUGAACAACUGUUGUUAUGUCAUUAAGGUGUGCCCUAGGCUUCCAAGUGAUACUUUGUAUCAAUAUCAACAACGGAACAUUUGUGGAGCCUUUUAUGUUAAUCAGGUGAUGCUUUCAGCUUUAUGCUGGUAUAGGUGUAUAAAAGGUAUGCAAGUUGUUCCAUAUUUGUAAAUGAACGUAAAACUGACUCUUCAUUUUGUUUGCCGAAGUUUCCCAAAAUAAAUUUGUAGGUUUCUUUGUUUUUCCUCCUAGGAAAAUCCCUGAAAGAAAUGGAACAGCCUUUGGCAACAUUUGGAGUUAAAAACGGUUGUAAAGUCAUGCUGAUUGGAAAAAGGGUAACUUUCAUUUUAUGAAGGCUGUCUCUCUCUCCCUCCACACACAGAAACACACAUGGAUGAACAUGUAUCGUUGCGCUUCCUAAUAUGAGAAGUAAUAUUUCCCCCCCCCUUGGUAUUCAAUAAGACAUUUGCUCACUUGCUAUUUCUUCUCAAGCGCAGAGCACUUUCUCCUUGCUCUCUAGUAAGGAAAACUGACCAUGCUUUUGUUUCCCCGUUUUUUCACUUUUGGAGGGGGUAGUUUUAUCCGAUCCCUGGCUUGGAUCCACUAUUUGCACUGCUGCACAGCCUCUUGCACAAGCAUGAGCAGACGAUGUCUCUCCAUGCCGCACUGCAAUGUGUUACAGGAUGAGAGGUGGUAAAUAAGGAAGGCUAGUGAACCCUAGUGGAUCACAAAAAGAUUUUGAAAAGGAGCUUGCACAAGCAGAUGAACUUCUCUAGAUUUAGUGUCAGCUAUCCUGCAAUACUCCUCCACUAAUUUAGAAGCAGCUCUUCCACUCAAGCCCCUGAUUUUAGUAGGACUUAGUGCCUAACUUGCUGUGGAUUCUUUCCCCCUUUUCUAAUGUCUUUUCUGCCUUCUGUCCUCUUUGUUCUUCCCAUGUUGCUCUUCUUUUGUUCUGUUUAUCUUAAAAUGUAUUAUUUUGCCUUUAAAAAAAUCGUUCACAGGGCAGUAUGCAAAACAUCUUCAAAUAAUGGAGCAUUAAUUAACCAGUAACCUUGUUUUACUGUACUUGUUCCUACCCAAUAAACUCUCUGUUCUCUACUGAAAUUUUUAUGUGCCUUGCAUAUCUGCGACAAUCCUUACUUCUCUCUCAAACAGAACUGGAAGGAACCCAAAUCAUCUAGAUUGGGGUGGGGAACCUGUGCCCCCCCUUGAUGUUGUUAGAGUACAACUCAUAUCAUAUUUGAACAUUGGCCAGGCUGGCUGGAGCUGAUUGAGUCCAGCAACAUCCGGGGGACCACAUAUUCUUUACCCCUGAUCUAAACGAACUUGCUUUUUGAAAAGGAACCCCUCCUUUUCCUAACGACGCAAUUUAAAAUACAUUCAUCUUCCAAAAUCUUAACUGUAGCUGUAUGUUACUGCUUUGGAUACUGUUUUCUUUUGCCGAAGAACAUAAAAUAAUAACUUCUAGGUACAUAUUAGUAUUUGCCAACAGCAGUAACCAUCUUUACUUGGUUGCACAUCCAUUGAAAUAGUGAGCCUAUUGAUUAAAAAAAAAAAAACAACACGAAGAAAAUUGAUAACUGUUAGAAGUAGAGAGAAGCGAGGGUGCUGAAUGGAGUAAUAGCAAGCUUCUAAAUCUUUGUUAAUGUAUGCUAGAAUAAAUGUAUCAUAAAUGUUAGGAUUGAUGUAAACCUGUGCCAUCUUGUUCUAAAUUACCCAGAAUAGUCCAGAAGAAGAAACUGAAUUAAAGAAAUUGAAAGAUUUGGAGAAAUCUGUGGAACAAAUAGCAAAAAAAAUAGAAGAUGUUAAUAAAGAGCUUGGAGGUAUUCAAAAAGUAAGAUGAUUUCUUAUUUCAAUAGUUUACCUAGCGUUAUAAUUUUUAAUUGUUGAUACUAUAUUUCCUAAUUUAAAUGAAUUUACCUCAAAAGGUCGGUCACCUAUCUUAUAUUUAUUUUUCUUCUAGAAAAAUGCUCUAGCUAUUUCUUGACUCCUCUUUUAAUCCUUCAAAAUAAUAAAGGGUGUAUAAUAGUAUUUUGAUAAACAACAUGAUAAAUUAUAUUAUCUAGAUAAGAUGUCUUCAGGUAUGCUAUGAAUAAAUUUUUAUGAGAAAUUACAAUUUCCAUACAGGGAUUUCUAGCAAAGAAUCUUCAAACUGAAGCUCUUAACCAGUUGGACAAGCGGAUCAAGGGAACUGCUGAACAGUUUAUGAAGAUUCUGGAACAAAUUGAUGCCAUUGUGAGUAAAGAAUUAUAGCAAUAAGUUGUUGAUCUCUGAAAGAACGUUUAGUUGUACUUUUAAGUAAUAUUGGCUUCGGAAUAGUAGGCUUUCCUAGUCACUUAGUAGACACCAAAUUAAUGGCUUUUUAGGGCUUUUUAUGAACCCGUUGUUUCCCCACUGUUAAAUAGGUAUCUCUGUUACACUGCCCAUUUUCUGUAACACAAAAACAAUAGUUCCAUAUACACAUUCUGCAUAAGCAUCCUAUUAUCAUUUAUCAAAUUAUUCACUGUAUUCAGUUUACUAAGGCUCCCACUCCAGAAAAGCGAUACAGCCGUCCCCCCACUCACGCAGGGGUUUGUUCAUAAGGGAAAUCACGUCAAGUGGGGAGCACCUUCUAAAAAGCCUCUAAAUGCCUGUUUUCUCCUACUCUCCAGCUCUCCACACAACUCUCUCUCUCUUCAACUAGUUGAAGUUCUGGGGCCGGCUGGAGGACGCGUGGGACAGCAAUGGCUGCUGCACUGCCCCAUGUGUCAGCUGUUAGGUGGGGAGGCUGAGCAGCCUAAACAAAGCCCCACUGCACCUCAGGUCUCUUUGGGGCUUCCUCUGCCCUCACUGACGUCCUCUUCAGGCUCUGGAGAGGGCCUCUUUACGAGCCAUGAGGACUCUCUAGCUCUCUCCCACCAUUUCCUUGUAUGAUUCUAUUUAUUUAUUUUCUAGUGCUGCACAUAUGCACAGUUGUGCGCGAGUAGAACACGCGUAAGUGGGGGUAAGCCUGUAUACAUACAUAAGCCUGUAAUACAUCUUUAACUUUCACAAAGCCUCUUUAAAUCCCACUAGCGUUGUCUGUUCAUCACAUAUGCUUUUCAGAUAAUCUGUAAACUUUCCCCAGUCCUCGAUGAACUUGUGAUCCCGUUGAUAUCUAAUCUUCCCAGUCAGUUUAUCCAGUUCUGCAUAGUCCAUAAGUUUCAUUCUCCACUCUUCAAGGCACCUUUCAAAGCUGUGUAGAUGAGCUGCUAGUGUUCUAAAGAAAAAUAGCUUUCUUGCACAUUUGGAACUUCUCAUGUACUCCUCCAGACUAGCGCCCCAAACUUACAAAUUCAAAUGCAAUUUGUCCUCAUAGAAGCAAAACAUUUUCUUCUAUUUUGCUCACAAAUGGCAGAAAAGACAAAGAAAAGUGAAUCCUGUUUUUAUUUAUUUAUUUUUAAAUAAAACCUUUUUAAAAGUUGGAAGGACCAUUUCAUGCACAGUGAUUUCCCCACACCAAUAUUGCUUCUCUGUAGGAAAGUAUUUGCAUUGUGUUUAUCGUAACAUCACAAUUGGCAGAAUGUAUCUGUUUCACCAAAGGUAUACAUGAUAGAAGUCUGCAGUGCAUCACAGCUUCUUACCAUGUACACAUGCAGCAAAAUAGGUACAUAACAUGUUCCUCAUGAGUGUAUCUGCUCUUUCUUGCACAGAAAUAUUAACUGAGUCUUAAGCUGUUAUAUUAUAAUGUGAGAGGUUUACUUCUGCUAGGCUUGUGGGAUUCUGGGUCCAUUUGAAGUACAGUCUAUUACACUGGCUCGGGCUUCAAUAGCUUUAAGAGAACUAGGUUUUUGUCAAUGUAUUGUAGGUUAGGAAGACUAAUACAUAGCGAGGUUCAAUAUCCAUCUGUAACUACAAAAUCAGAUUGAGGUUUUCAUUUAUUACAGUAUGCAUGCUAAAUAUUAGCUCUUUUUGUCCACAAAGAAAUUGGGAGAUACUUUCCUUUAACUACUUAUUUUUUACAAAACAUUUGUAAAAUGUUCCUAGACAGCUUACAAGUACAGUGGUACCUCUAGAUACGAACGGGAUCCGUUCCGGAGCCCCGUUCGCAUCUAGAGGUAAACGUAUCUAGCGACGGUACGUCUGCGCAUGCAUGUGCCGCUUUUCGCCGCUUCUGCGCAUGCGCGUGACGUCAUUUUGAGCAUCUGCGCAUGCGCAAGCAGCAAAACCCGGAAGUAACACGCUCUGUUACUUCCGGGUUGCCACGGAGCGCAACUCGAACACGCUCAACUUGAAGCAAAUUUAACCCGAGGUAUGACUGUAGAUCAAAUGUUUAAAUGCCAAAACUUCCAUUCCUUUUAUCAUUUCUUAGAAUACAUAUUUUAGAACCUUAUUUAUAGGUUGCAAAUCAUUCAUUCCUUUAGGUAUUCAGGUAAUUUUUAUUCAGAGUAGACCCACUGCAAUUAAUGUAUCUUAGUCUUAUUCAUUAAUUUCAAUGGGUCUUCUCUGAAUAAAAAUUAUCUGAAUACCACACUGAAAGUCCUGAUUAAUUACAUUCUAGCUCCAACAGAGCUAGGAGAAUGAGAUCAAACACUUUUGUGUUAAUAGCCAGUCAUUGUGUUCCUCAUUUAUACUUGAAGAACUUGUUUAAACAUGCAUUAGUAACUUUAGAAAAAUGAACUGAUGUGCUUAUGCAACUUCAUUAGCAGAUACAAGGGGGUGUCUGUAAGACUGCUAAAAUAAAGAUGCACCUUUAAAUAAUUAGAUAACUGGUUUUUGUAAGCUUUUCAAAAUAUUUUGGAGAUGAAAAUACUAGUUUUGUAACCUUUAAAAACCUAUUUUCUCUUUCAAAUAUUGGACUAAUUUAUGUUCUGACCAUUGAAUAACUAAACCUAGAGAUGUUAUAAAUUUAUUACUUAGUUUACUAAAUAGCCAUUCUUCUUUUUUCUUCUAAAAGAGCCCAGUGCAGCAAACAUCAAAAUAUUAAAAAAGAAUAAAAAGAUAUUUGAGAUAUUGUAAAGCUAAUUAGGAACCAGCUAAAAAAACAUUUCAAAGCACUUACAGCAUCUAAAAUCUUUAAGAGAGGGUAAUGUGGGUUUUCCAUAAAAAUUUGAACUGGAAAAUCUCUGAAAAAGUUACACUGCUCAACUGAAAAGGAUGUGACUUAGUAUUUUUAUUUGACUUACAUUGGUUAAAAAAAGGCCUUAAAAAAGUAAUUCUGAUUUUACAUGCUGUGUAAAAUCUGAAAAGUUUUUCCAGUAGCCUAAAGUAGUUGAAGUAUUUGCUUAAUCUGUACUUGGUGCAAUUCAAAAAGAUCAAAUUCUUCACUUGGAAAUGAUUUUUAUUGGAAUGUUUUAGGAAGGCGUAGACCUUGGGAGUUGCAUAAUGCAAUGUUUACCACAAUAAUUACCGUAUUUUUUGCUCUAUAAGACUCACUUUUUCCCUCCUAAAAAGUAAGGGGAAAUGUGUGUGCGUCUUAUGGAGCGAAUGCAGGCUGCAUAGCUAUCCCAGAAGCCAGAACAGCAAGAGGGAUUGCUGCUUUCACUGUGCAACGAUUCCUCUUGCUGUUCUGGCUUCUGAGAUUCAGAAUAUUUUUUUUUUCUUGUUUUCCUCCUCCAAAAACUAGGUGCGUCUUGUAGUCUGGUGCGUCUUAUAGAGCAAAAAAUACGAUAAUAAUGCAGAGUUGUAUGGAAGGGCACAAAUUGGAAGAUGAAAUUGAAGUCCAAACAGAUGAACCCAUCCCAACAUUUUAAUAUUUCAUUAUUACUAAUGUAGCAGUCCUCUUCGUCACUACAAUAGUCCUGUCAUGUAGGCUAGUUAUUCCCACUGUAAGAUGGAGAACUGAGAUUGACUUGCCUACAAACCAUCCAGGGAGCCAGGCCUGAGUGAAAAAGGAUUGCAAUCUGGUCCAAGUCCAAAAUAUCUGUUGGACCACACUGGCCAAUAUGGAUCAUAAGAAGGUUCUACAACAACUAUGUGAGAUACAGCUUGAUACAGAUCAGGGAGAAAUUGCCUUCCCACCCCUAAAAAAGCAGUGAUCAUAAAAUUAUAAUUAUAAAAGCAACAAUCCCAGAAAAUAAAAAGCAACAGGGACAGCACACUGAGAAUAGAUAACACAUUCAAGAAUGCCUUACUGAAAAAUUCAUUAGAAUAAUAAUGUUGUUAAUUGAAGCCUGGAGAUAAAGUGAUCCGGCCUGAUUUCUCAAGGCAGAGACUAGUUUCAUAGCUUGGCCACAACCACCAAGAUGCACCUCUGAUGGUAGUGGGAUGCAGAACCUCCUCUGGAGACUGAAGUGUGCAGACAGGUUCAUAUGGGUAGAGGGAGGCUCUUUAGAUAUCAAAGUCCCAAACCAGCUCUGAAUUGAAACAGCCCAUCUGAAAACAUUCCAAAUGAAUAAUGAACCAGGCUCCCUCUGCAAGAUGUUGCUAUCACCAAGCCCUUAAAUUGCAGCUGGUGACAGGGUCUUGCACAAGCACCCCAAGCAUUAAAUUAUAUUUAUUGAUGAACUUUAUUUUAAUUGAAUAUUCAAAUGUUAUUGUAACUCAAGGUGUAUUGCUAACUUCACCUCUUAAAACCUUGAAUAGUUGGACAACGUAUUCCUGGAGAGGAGACGUAAGCUGACUUAAGGUAAAAAGGAAAGAUGGUGAGAUCUGAUUUGAAUGUUACUGUAAUGUUUUUCUCACACCACCAACUCGGAAUUGGUGACGUUAAGAUCUGUUUGGUGCUGUGAUCCUGUGUUUGCCAGUUGCCUAGUGAAUAUGAGCUUUCAAAACACAGUCUUGGGGAUCUUGUUGAGUGUUCACAACCAGGGCUAUUUCUGAGCGGAUUCCUUAAGUAACUGAUGUGAAGCCUGUAGCUAUGACAAAAUUACAAAUGUCAUGUUCCAAUCAUAUAUAUUAUCUAUCUAUAUAGAAGAGGCGUAAGGUGCCCUUCAAAUAUUCUUGGACCAGCUCUUAUCAGCUCCUGUAAGCAUAGCCAAUGGUCAGGGAGUUUCUUUAUUACCGUAUUUUUUGCUCUAUAAGACUCACUUUUUCCCUCCUAAAAAGUAAGGGGAAAUUUGUGUGUGUCUUAUGGAGCGAAUGCAGGCUGCGCAGCUAUCCCAGAAGCCAGAACAGCAAGAGGGAUUGCUGCUUUCACUGCACAGCGAUUCCUCUUGCUGUUCUGGCUUCUGGGAUUCAGAAUAUUUUUUUUCUUGUUUUCCUCCUCCAAAAACUAGGUGCGUCUUGUGGUCUGGUGCGUCUUAUAGAGCGAAAAAUACGGUAAUUGAAUUUAUAUCCCACCCUUCCUUCGUGAGGAGCCCAGAGUUGUAGUCUGACAACACUCAGUGGGCCACAGGUUCCCCAUCCGUGGUGCAAUACUGACAUGACAAUUUGUUUCUCCCUAUCAUUUUUAACAAGUUUCCCUUGGUUCCCUGUAAUGUACUUUUGAAUUAUCUGUGACAAUUAAGUGAGCUUCUUGUAUUACUUUGGAAAUUCUUAAUUGCGUUUUCCUCUUGCUCGGCACAGUGUUCCCUGCAAAAUGCAGACCUUCCUCUUACAGAAGGUGAAUUGUGUUUUAGAACUCUCCACUGAGGGAAACGUUUAACCUAACUAACACAGUCCCUAUUUUCGGAAUAGAAUAAACCUGCCAUAACACCAUUUAGGAUCCAGAAUGGUUCAGAGGAUACUUCUUGGACAGUCUGAUGUAUGCUUUGGUGGCUAAGAGUAUGAGCCAGGAAAUCACUGGUUCAAGUCUAGCCUCAGUCACAAAGUCACCAGGUGGACUUGGGCAUGGAAGUGUCUCAGCUGUAGCCUCCAUCAGCAGUAUGGGAUGAUAGUACUCUAGGACAUUGUAUUGAGCACUUGAGAAUCCUUGAUAUUUAUCUAUUUUAUUUAAGGGCUGUAUAACCUGCCUUUCAACAGGCUCCCAGGGUCUCUGACAAAAACUUAGAAUUACAGUGGCUGAUAUUCAAUGUUCAUUAUACUCAGAGUAGACUCAUUGAAAUUAGUGAACGUUCCAUUUCAGUGUGCCUGUUCUUAGUAUGUUUUAACAUUAAAUAUCACCCCCAAAAAUUAAAACAACCACUUUGAAAUAACCACAGUAUGAAAGAGCAUUGUUAUUUAAGUAAUCUUUGUGUCCAAAUACAUUUGUGCAGUCAGUAGAUUUUUCACCAUAUCAGUCUAAUUUGGCAGACUGAAGUGUCCACUGAACCAUUUUGUUCCACUGGGAUAAUACAUCAAUCCAUAAUUUUAUGUCUCUUGCUUAUCAAUAGUAUCUACCGUAUAUAUACUGUGCACUAAUAAUUCUGUGCCAAGAUAAUUCUCAUAAUUCUGUGCCAAGAAAUCUGGGACCUGUAUAUAUUUUAAUUUUUUUUAAUACCUUGUUUUUCAUAAUUCUGCUUUUUCCAGUUAUGUGGUAGGUUAAGAACUAUGCUUGCCCGUGAUGCCUUGUGCUGACAGCUAAAAAUCCAUCCCAGUCCAUCCUCUGAUUUAGGUUUCAAAGUGUGGGGGUCAUUUUCUCCAUUCUUCACAAUAUUGGAGGCUAGCAGUAUUUAGCGGAGAAGGACAGCUGAGAAUUUAAUACCUGGUGAAAAUUUUCAAGUUGGUCAGGCAUAAUUGUAAAAUAUACAAAUAUAUAUAUAUGGAUAUAUAUAUAUAGGCGAUCGUUGUUGAAAACCUGUGUAACAUAGAUUUUAAAUCCGAAAUGAAAGGUCAAUAUUUCAUCCAUAUUUGUUCAUUCUGAAAAGUUGUUAUUUAAAAAGGAACUCUCUGUGGAAAUUACUGUGAUGUGUCUGCACCAUGAUUUCUAUAAUUAGCUAACAUUUCUGGGCCCAUAACUGGGCUUAAGCAAAACUAAGGUGACACUAGUGUCAGCUUAUAUUCAAAAGAACCCUGUGUUUAGAGUUAAAUGGUUAUGGAAGCGGCAUUCAAAAUUAGCUUGUAAAUGACAAGGAGGACAUUUUUUGCAUUUGAAAUAUAUAGAUUCAGGAGAGAAAGAAUUAACACAAGAGUAUCCAGAGUGCAAUGAACACAAUUUGGGUGUGUAAUAAAUGGGUUGGAUAGUUUUAAGGUCCGCCUACAGAAUAAAUUCAGGAGAAGGCACACUCCUCUGUCAAGUUUAACCAAGAGCCUCACAUGUGGACCUGAAUUCCACUGUCAUAGCACUUUGUGUUGCUUGAUGAGGGACUUGUGUGAAGAGGAACUUCGCAUUCUGGUUUUUUGUUUGUCUGUUCUUUUGAAGGCUAGGUGGCAGCAGCUUCCGGUGGAAAUGUUAAGAGCUCUAGUAUCUAUUGUAACUGAGUCUUUCAUUUUGGUAAGCCUGCUUUGCAGAUGCUAUAACUGUUCAAAUGGCCUAGGAUUGCACAUAACUUGUGAGAAAACACACAAAGUCAUAUCUAUCUGCUCUGCAGAUAGUGGGGAGGUGGGGAACGGGAUGCAGCUGGCAGACAAGAUAAUCAUCCCCCCAACAGGCCAACUUUGACAGGUGGACAGUGCUACCCACUUGUCAGUUUCCUGACACCACAGUGGAAUCAUGUGUCCAUUUUUUGACCACUGCAAAGCAUUUUGCCAGUGCCACAACCAGCUAGUUAUCAAAACUUGUGAAGGCAGAUGUAUGGCACAGCGCAUGACCUGAUUUCGGGUUCUUGCGAAGCCCCUUGCACAUCACUUUGUAGGUAUGGUCCGUGCUGCUGCGUCACCUACAUGGAAAUGGCUGGUGUAUAGAGUUGCUAGGCAUGCAGCAAGUAUAAACUAGCAGUGCCACUGGACAGAGUAUCUAAUGAAUUUAGAUUAUAUAGGUGAUUGGUUCUGUUUAGGCUGUCAUUAGAAUUGUGCAUAUACCUACUGAGGUACCAAUUGCAAAAACUAUAUUUGGACAUACAACUUUAUAUAUUGCUUUUAUAAUUAGACACCAUCCAUUUUGUUUUGCCACAGACUCUCCCAGAAAACUUCAGUGACUGUAAACAGAAAAAGAAGGGGCUAGUGAAAAAAGUUCAGGUAAGUCCUGUACCAAGUGGAACUUCCAAGUUUCUUGAAAAAUCACGUGACCUCUGUUAAAAUCUCAAAAACAAAACUCCAAACUUUCAAUCAUUUGAUAUGCAUAUAGACAAUCUCAUUGAGAAACAGAGAAAUAAUUAAAAAAAGAAAAUAAGUAUGUACAUGGUUGUAUCAAGAAGUGAAGAAAAAACAAGCAUCGCCCUAGCUAUGUGUUUAUUACCAUUUGUAUUGGUUACAUUUCCCAUGCAGGACCUUGGAAAUGCAUUUUAAAUUUCAGAAAAUAUAAACAAAAUAGUAGUCCAGAACAGCAUGUAGUUUGACAAAAGCACCUAGAAGUCACAUUGCUCAUCAGUCUCAGGCUCUCUCCCACUCCUCAGAGGAGCAUUCAGUAGUUGAACACCUGAUCAUCUCUUUUUUUUCCCUUGCAGACUUUCUUGUAGAUAGCAAACAUUUAUAUUUGAAUAGCUGAAUGGCAACAAUUUCAUGGAUUCCCAGUGUUAAUCUACUGGUUCCUAAGUAGUCAAACUAUUGCUUGCAAACUGGGAAUGAGCCUUGGGAAUGCAUGUGUUCCCUUUCUGGUGUGUCUUAACCCUUCCUGUUCCUGUUUCUUUAACUGUGGUUUUGCAUUACAUUUGCACCAUUGCCUAAUUUUGGUAAACACUAAUCAUGCUCCCUCUCAACUGUGAUUUACAAGCCCACUAUCAGUUUGAACUCUUGGUCAAGAUGGAAACCAUGAUUUUCAGAUGUAAAACUAUGGUUAAGAAGAACAGGAAGGGUGGGUUCAAUUCAAAUUAAAGAGGGUAAAGAAAGCUAGAGGGAGGGAGCACCCUUUCCUGAGGCUGGCUUCCAAAUUGCAAACUGGUUAUUGCUACACCAGAUCUUAGGUAUGUUUUAUAGAAAGUUACUUGUGCCUAUAAUUCAUAAACUAAGUUGUUCUUGCUGUCUUUCCUAUAUAAAAAAAAAUUACUAUGCUUGGUUUUUAGAUACCCUAUUGCAUUAAGCCUCAUUGUCCUUAAUUUUGCUUUUAGGGUUUCCUUGCACAGUGUGAUACAGUGGAAGGCAGUAUUGGUCAAGAAAUUGAUAAACUGCAGUUGAAGAACAUGGCCCUGGCAGAAUGA
This is a messenger RNA of Podarcis lilfordi (Lilford's wall lizard), 14039 nucleotides long. Lineage: Eukaryota; Metazoa; Chordata; Lepidosauria; Squamata; Lacertidae. The record is from the annotation of a GenBank genome assembly.